Messenger RNA from Effrenium voratum, 2321 nucleotides. Lineage: Eukaryota; Dinophyceae; Suessiales; Symbiodiniaceae. The record is from the annotation of a GenBank genome assembly.
AGGCGUUGAGAUCUCGCGGGAUCUUCCCAUCAGUUUUCCGAAGCCAUGGCCCGGCCCGUGUGGCUGCUGCUCCUGGCGGUGGCCACGCUAGCGAAGACGCCAGGACAAGCCUCGGACGGCUUCGGCGCUGUGGAGGAUGGGCGCUUUCGACAGAUGCAAGACGAUGAGGAAGCCGCGGCCGAGGGAGCGGCGGAAGGCGAGGGUGCAGAGGGCGAGGGCGCAAAAGGCGAAGAGGGCGAAGGUGAGGAAGGUGGAGAGGAGGAAGAGGAGGAGCACCACCUGACCCAGGCUGACAGCGAGGUGGCCUACAUGCUCUUGGGCGCGGUCAUCCUGGUGGUGUCGCUCUUUUACUUGGUCAACUGGAACGACGAUGACAUCCGCUAUUAUGCCAUGAACAUCAUUAGCAUGACCAUGUCCAUCUUCUCAGCUGUGCUGAUGUACCAGGGCAUCAACGACCAAAUUGGGCGAUUCAGCGCCAAUUUGACCCUCUACCACAGGAUUCUCAUCCAAUUCGCCCAGUGCUGCUUCUACGUCCUUGUCAUGCAGGUGUUGAUCGGAUCCAUCUCCGGCAUCUUCUUCGUGGAGCUGAUGUGGGGCUCGAAGGAGCCCGACUUCGACCGAGAGGACUGGCUCAUCGCCGACGGGCUCAGGGCGGACUACUGCAAUGCCCUGACCGACGAAGAGGUGAAGCACAUCCGAAACCCGGCAGCCAUGAAGAGCGUCUGGAUCGACACGUAUGGCGUGGAGGUCCCCGUUUCAAAGACCAAGGACGACCUGCAGCUUGCGAAGAGACGCAUGAGGUGCUGGGCGAUGCUCUUGGCCCACAUGUCCGGAUUCGCCGCCAUCAACUCCGGGGCCCAGCUGCAGGAGCUCGAGGUCUUCCGCACAAACGCAUUCAUGGCCAUUACGCCGGCUUUCGUGAACCAGGCGCUUCUGCAGCUCCUCUUCCUGAGCUUCGCGAAGCUCCGGACCAAGCCCAUGACCGACGCCAUGACGAAGCACAAGGAUUCUGGCGGCGCCCGGAAGGUGGUGCUGUGCCACGAGACGGUCAUCGAAGCCGAAAAUGACGUGUCUUCGCUGUCCAUGUCUUACUUGCUGGUCCAGGGCCUUCGCUUCGCAGUGAGCGGUGUCAUGCCCAAUGCCGAGGGCAUGGAGGAGCCGCCGGUGAUACACUCUUGGAGCGUUAUCGGUAUCUUCUUCGCCUGCUCCAUAGUGGCCGCGAUCGCCUCCAUUGUCAUCGCGCUGAAGUGCGGUGGUGGAGAGGAGGAAGAGGAUCCGGCAGAGGUCAAGGAGAUUGAGCAGAUCCCGGAGGUGUCGUUCGGCGUGCGCAUGGCGCAAGUGCUGAGCAACUCUCUCGCCAUGGUCUUCGCCUGGAUCCUCUUCUUCGGCUCCAGGUGGAUCUCUCUCAAGCUGGACAUCUUCGACAACGAGAGCAUGAUUGGGCAAGUGAUCUUGGCUCUGAUCCUGUCCUUCUUUUGCGGCAUUGCAGUCUUCAUGCUGGACCGCGUGGACGACUACCAGAAGGAGAACCAUGGAUCAGCAGAGGAAGCAGCAAAGGCCAUCCGCAUCAUCAUCCAGGCGAUCGCCAUUCUCAUCGGCUUCUCCUGGGAGCACUCCUUUGAGGAGGGCGUGGCCGCGGUGGCCAGCACCGCCAACCACAAGAGGCUGUGCAAGUUCUUCCUGGGCUGCUUCGUGUGCUUCUUCCUGGUGCCCGCCUGGCGCAGGCACAUCCUGAUGAAGGUGCUGGCCUAUGAGGACAUGAAGAAGAAGCGGGCCAUGGCGACCAAGGCCAAUGUGAGGAGGUCGUUGAUCCUCCGGAAGCAGCUUACCAAGUACACGGAGCUGCCAACCGAGGAGGUCCAAGAAAAGACCAGCGCGACAGUGACAGACGACGUGGAGAUGGCGCCCCUCAUGGAGGGUCACAUCCUCUCGGUUAAGAAAGGCGACAAGGUGACGAUCAAGCCGUUCGGCAAGACGGACUGGGUCUGGGCCGAAGUCGGCGGCAAGGAAGGCCUUCUUCCCAGUGCACGCCUGUCAACGUCAGGAGCAGCUGCAGAGGACCCAGCCCGGUUGACAGCUCAGGGCUGAAGCAAGAGUGAGCUGCGAAGUUUCGGCCUGGCCCUGGGCCAAAUCUUCAUCCGCGAAGUUUCACCGCACGGGUUCCGCGUUCCGGAUGCCCACGGGGGUUUUCCUUCGGGUACCCGGGGUAGCCAACGACGGACGCCUGAUCACAGGUCUCUACUCUCCAAUGUGAGACGCAGAGACCAGACGGUCCCCACGAACAGUCCUUGGUAUAACGUGUGCGGCGCUGCAUACAUCUG